AUGGACAAGCUGCUGCUUCUGGUCUCUGCCCUUGCCAGUCUCCUGGGGGCCUUUGCUCACACAGACCUCAGUGGGAAGGUAUUUGUGUUCCCUCAAGAAUCUUCUACUGACCAUGUGACCUUGACUCCAAAGCUGGAGAAGCCUCUGAAGAGCUUUACCUUGUGUUUCCGAGCCUACAGCGACCUGAGCCGUGCCCACAGCCUCUUCUCCUACAAUGCCCAGGGCAAGGACAAUGAGAUCCUUGUCUUCAAGGAAAGAGCUGGGGAGUACUCCCUGCACAUUGGAAAAACCAAAGUCACCUUCAAAGUUGCUGAGGUGUUCCCUAGCCCCACACACAUCUGUGUUACCUGGGAGUCUUCCACGGGCAUUGCUGAAUUUUGGGUCAAUGGGAAGCCACUGGUGAAGAAGGGCCUGAAGAAGGGUUACUCAGUGGCAACUCAGCCCAAGAUCGUCCUGGGGCAGGAGCAGGAUUCAUAUGGAGGGGGAUUUGAUGUGAACCAGUCCUUUGUGGGGGAGAUCGGGGACUUGUACAUGUGGGACUCUGUGCUGUCCGCACAACAGAUCCUGUCUGUGAAGCAUGGCUCCUACCUCCUUGAUCCCAACGUGCUGGACUGGAGUGCUCUGGACUAUAAGAGUCAAGGCUAUGUGGUCAUCAAGCCCCUGGUCUGGGACUGA
Neogale vison (American mink) is the source of this 675-nucleotide messenger RNA. RefSeq names its product serum amyloid P-component-like. Lineage: Eukaryota; Metazoa; Chordata; Mammalia; Carnivora; Mustelidae. The coding region runs from base 1 to 675 and encodes 224 amino acids. Gene Ontology annotation, molecular function: complement component C1q complex binding. The transcript has 2 exons. Gene Ontology annotation, biological process: innate immune response. The record is from RefSeq and is a predicted model, not a curated record.